This is a messenger RNA of Lolium perenne, 2476 nucleotides long. Its product is annotated as telomere-binding protein 1. The record is from RefSeq and is a predicted model, not a curated record. Lineage: Eukaryota; Viridiplantae; Streptophyta; Magnoliopsida; Poales; Poaceae.
AUCUGCAAAACAUGCCCUGUUGAUUCCUCUGUCUUGACCACCAGAGAUUUUUUCUUCUUCAACUGAAUAAAAUCGUGUCUCUGAAUUUGUUUACAGAAACCAAUGAAAAGGAUUCCUGCGCAGGUGCUCAGUCUUGGGUGACUCGUUCCAGAUGCUCCUUGGAGGUGAUCUCACUCUCCUAUAAAAUCUUCACCGUUUCUUGCUGCUAUGGCAAGUCCUACAGCAUCAAACCAUCCGACUUCAGAUAACGAUAAUCCAUGUGCGAUUUCUGUUUGUUUACUGCCUCCAAAAGCCAUUCUUUUAAGUGAGAUCAAGAUAUGGUGGUGCGGAAGAGGUUGGAUUAUGGAUCUCGCGGCCACCAGGUUCCCGCUAUGCCGCGUGUUCCAAGCUCAGCCCGGGGGAAACGCUCAACGAGGAGAAAGAAAGACGAGAUGUGUGCGUUUGAUUUGCUUGCCACCGUAGCGGGAUCACUGUUAGGGGAUCAGGAGAACUCGUCCAGUGUUCCUAACAUCGGUACAUCAGCUUCAAGCUAUGCCAGGAAGAAGAAAUCAGUGAAAGCCGAACAGGGUGAUGAUGUUCUGCCGCUCAAUUCCAUAGCUGUGGGGAACUGUAUAGUGGGUUCUGGUGGUGCCUGUGCCUCUCCUAGGCAAACUAACAUCUGCUCUGCAGAAAACUCGUCGACACGAAAUGAAACUGACUCAGUAUUAGAGUCACUAACUGUGGAACCAAAUAUGUUGGUUAAGGACUCUUUGUUUAGUUGUACAAAAUCGUGUAACCGUGGUCAUGGUCUUGGCGGGAUUCCAGGGUGCUGUCCUGGAGCACUGUCACUAGAGGCUAACCAAUUGCAGGUGAAGCAACCUAAAGAUGGUGAUGCCGCAGCUCUGUACAGUUUGGUUAGCUCUGUGGAUCUAGAUGGCAGACCUCCUGCUUUGGUUAGCUCUGACAGUAGCUCAGGAAUGCCUUUGUGCAGCCAUGACAAAGACCGCAAUACCUCCGGCUUAUGUCGUGCUGAAGUACAGCAUGCUGCAGAUAAAGAUGAUGACGAAAAUUCUUCCGGGUGCACCCAUCCAUGCACCACGGGAAAUAAGAGUUACGCGCCACAUUAUACAGGCGAUAGUAGUAUAAGAAAGUUGUUUGCCUCCAAGUUCAGGAAGGCUGCACGUAAUAGGAUGUGUGGAGAGAUGUCAAAUAAAGGUAGCAAGCAAAGUUUCUGUGGAAAUAAGAUAUCCACCACACGUCAAAAGGUACAAAGGGCAAUGUUCAAGAGAAAAAAGAUAGUGCGCCGUAAUUUUACAGCAUCUUCUACUAAGGGGGUUCUAACUGAUGCCAGCGGGGCAUCAUUUUCUGUGGAAGGUCAAAAUCCUGGAUCUGAGGACUACAAUGUUAAGCUAAGAAUCAAGUCAUUCACCAUCCCUGAACUGUUCAUUGAGAUCCCUGAAAAUGCAACAAUUGGUACGUUGAAGAGAACUGUAAUGGACGUUGUUACUAGUAUAAUUGAAGGCGGCCUCCGUGUUGGUGUCUUUCUUGAAGGAAAGAAUAUUCAAGAUGACAGCAAGACACUUCGUCAAGCUAGAAUUUGCCACGGAGAAAAUCUGGAUAAUGUAGAUUUCACACUGGAGUGUGAAGCUGCACAUAACUCUUCCCCUGGGGUCAGAACACCAGAGGAAACAGAUUUUCUUGGUGCAGAUGCCAUGAAACCAUUAGCCAUGAUAAAGUGUGAAGAGCCUUUUUCUGAAACUAAGGCCAGUGGUAACAACCAGCAUUCUAUUGUGGAAAUGACCAUGCAAGAAACACCAGGGAGCUCACGAGCCAUUGUCCCUGUUGCCUCUCCAAACGCAGAUGCUCUAGCCAUUGUUCCUGUCUGUAAGUCAAAGCGAGCCACCAUGGGGCAAAGGCGCAUAAGGAGGCCUUUCUCUUUGCCUGAGGUGGAGUCCCUAGUGGACGCUGUUGAACAGCUUGGAACAGGAAGGUGGAGAGACGUUAAAAUGCUCGCGUUUGACAAUACUGAUCAUAGGACUUAUGUUGACCUUAAGGACAAGUGGAAGACCCUGGUGCACACCGCGAGCAUAUCCCCGCAGCAGCGUCGAGGCGAGCCCGUUCCGCAGGGGCUGCUCGACCGCGUGCUGGUGGCGCAGGCCUACUGGUCCCAGCAGCAGCAGCUCUCAGGCAAAGCUUCAGGACAGGGCUCCUCCAGCUGCUGAAAUCUGGCUUGCAUCGAAGGGAAAAACUGAUGCUACUUCUGUACAAAAAAAUUGUCCAAAGGAGGUCGACUAAUUUCUGUAUUUAUUCCAAACUCACAGAUCAAUUUCCCCUUUUUUUUUGUGUUCUUUCUUUAGUUUCUGUUCAGGUCAGGUGCUCUCUUUCCUCUGUUGAUUAAUAAGAGAAAACACCUGGUUUGACAACCCCUGUAAAUGAUUUUAUAAACUAUUUGGAUGCUUCAGAAUUUUACUAGAAGCUCAUAAAGAAACUUAAACUA